AUGGCCGAAGCUUCUCCCAGGACCUGGAGAGGAUGUGAUUCUGCUGGAGAAGAGGAAGCAGCCAGGGGAGCUAAAGCAAGCUGGCAAGGCUCUGCAAGAGAAGAAUGGAGGGUUCUCGGAGCCGGGAAGUCACUGCCCCCCAGCCUGCAGCUGGGCCACAACUUGAACCCGCAGCCGGAAGAGGAGAGAGCCGAAGCAGGCCCGUCCCUAAGGGCACAGAUGGAGGAUCAGUUUCUGCACUUGACCAUCAGAAAACAGGUGUCCUACAGGUAAGGGCUUCCUCCGGUCAAGUCGCCAAGGGGGCUGGUUUUAG
This is a messenger RNA of Podarcis lilfordi (Lilford's wall lizard), 313 nucleotides long. NCBI's taxonomy places the organism in Eukaryota, Metazoa, Chordata, Lepidosauria, Squamata, Lacertidae. The record is from the annotation of a GenBank genome assembly.